This is a messenger RNA of Penicilliopsis zonata CBS 506.65, 2842 nucleotides long. RefSeq lists its product as hypothetical. Lineage: Eukaryota; Fungi; Ascomycota; Eurotiomycetes; Eurotiales; Aspergillaceae. The coding region runs from base 237 to 2594 and encodes 785 amino acids. The record is from RefSeq and is a predicted model, not a curated record. The transcript has 2 exons.
ACACAAUCCCCUCCCCCCCUCUCUAAACGAAGCCAACUACUUUAGUUUCAGAGAAUCGGUGUCUCUUGUCACGACGAACUGAAACCACUCCCGCUCUCCUCCUUCCCCACUCUGUUUUGGAUGAUCGACUGUCAGUGUCCAGUAUCCAAGUGUCUUGUCUCUACCUUCUUCUCAACAAACCAUCCUUCCACUCAAUACUGGUCAUAUCGAGCCGCUGGACGCCCAAUGCUAUCAACAUGAGUAUUGUCGCCAGUAGACCAGAAUGCCCUACUGUGCCCUACUCGCCUGUCGCUCACCAGAGCCAUGUGGUCAGCAACUACAAGGACUCGGACUAUGCAGUGACGGUGCAACCCAUUUCCACUCGCAGCCCCUCCGUCUCCUCCUUCAAAAGCAAUUACAGCGUCUCCACGUCUCCCACCAUCUUCUCGCCCACGUCGCCGAGCGCCUCCUUUAGUGCGUUCGGUUCGUCCUCUUCGUUACCGAAACUCACCGAUUCCAUCUUCAAACGCUUGCCUCAGGAGGUCUAUGAUGGAAUCCUCGAUCGUUUACAGUACCUGCAUACAGGGCCUCACCAGGCAGGUUGCACGACAUGUUUUCAACGUGACUUACACGCCCUGUCACUCACCUGCAGGGCUUGGGAGAAAGCAGCCAGGGGAAAACUGUACAAUCGAAUCCACAUCAUGGGGAACGAUUCCCCAGCCCAGUUGAAAAAAUACCGCAUGAAGAGAGGCAGUCGCCUGAAGCUCCUUCGCAGGACUCUCCGGGAGAGGAAAUUGCUGGCCAAUCUUGUCCUGGAACUCCGCGUGCCGCAGAUGGAUAUGGUUCUGGCAACCGGGAAACAAAGCACUGUAUGGCAGGAGUAUCGAGACCUGGUUGCCUCGGUGGUAAUGGUCUGCCCCAACCUGGAACGGCUGCUGGGCUUGACCAUCCCCUUCAACCACGAAUUCGACCGUCUGACCCACGCCCUGUCGACUCGCAAGAAACUGAAGGAGCAUACCUGGAUCCUGGGGGAAGCGCCAGAAGCCCUUGAAGGCUCUCCUCGCAGCUCAUCCUGCCCGGGAAGCUUGGGACCCCUGGAGAUGUUUGAAUUCCUCAACUACCACGCUUCCUGGACCAACCUCGAGUCCCUGAUGCUGUAUGCUCUUGAUGAGCACAGUGCCAUGGAGCCCAGUAUAUUCCUUCGCAUGUUCAGCAUCCUACCGUCGUUGCGCCAUCUUUGCAUUUCGUCCUUCGACGCGGACGCCUUCGGAGACAGCACGCUCCUGUGUCUACCGGCUCUCGAAUCCUUGCGAUUGGAAAGCCUGCCGGGCGUCACUGAUGCUGGCUUGACGCAGUACACCUCCCGCCCGGAAGCUCAAUCUCUUAAAUCCUUGACGAUUAUCGAGCAGGAUAUCGAAUCCUUGUUGGUGGUUUCGAAGAUUCUGGCCUCCCUAAGGCAGCUGGAACGCUUCAAGAUUGUCCAAGCAGGAAAGUGCCCUACAUUGCCCCUGGGAAGCAUGAUUCUUCAGCCGCUACUAGCUUCCUCGACCCUCAAAUACCUGCACUGGGAUGUUGUCAGCCCCAAUGCCGCCACCGCUCUCAGCACGCUUGAGACUGCUCCCUUUCAGAAGCCCCCUAGGCACAUUGAGACACCCAACUCACACCUUGCGCAGAGCAUCCUGGCCGCUGGUUUCCCGCAACUAGAAGCCGUUCGUGCACCGUCGGACAUCGAGCCCGCUGGAGUCAUCCAGUCGGUCUGUCGACCCAUCACCAGAGGGCGCGCACUCCUGCAGCCGGACCGGUACAGCCUGCCGCGAAGCUCGCACGGGUCCGUCAGUACCCGGCCAAUGGCGCUCCCUGCUGGGAACAAUCUCACCUCGGCACGCAUCCGCGCACAGACAUUCAUUGAUAUGGCCGCCAAGGAUACUGAGACGGGAAUGAAAGUCAUCGUCACCGACCAUUCCGACGGCUACGUCCCAGAAAAUGCAGAGGACGUGUCUUCAGACGACGAGUCAGCCGAUAUGGAUAUGGAGGAAUUCGGCGUGUGGAAACCGCGAGAUAAGCACAAAGUCGAUCUCGCUUCGGAGGAGGAGCGCGACGGACCGGUCACCGUGUACGAAUUCCGGAUGCCGGCUUAUAUGGGACGAGUAGGCACACGCUCCUUAACGAAGAACGCGCCGAUCCCCAAGUUCAUCCUUCGUCCGGAUAUUCCAGGGGCGGACGCGGACGGUGGAUUGGUCGGGUGGAAACACCUGCUGACCUCCAACCAGUCUCUGACCUAUGCCUCUGGUGUUGGGACGACCUGCUUCGGGAACCGCGCCAGCACCAUGCUCCUCCCUCUGGAAGAACCGCUAUCGCCAGCGUCGACGCCCACCACGUCCCGCUUCGGAUGGGGGAGUAUCGGCAGUCGCUCAGCACUGGCCACGAGCCCCAACACACCCAUCACACCUACAACGCCGUGGAGCCUGCCCUCGUCAUCUACACCACCCUGGGAGAAGGACAUCUGCACUGGGUCCUGGAACCACGGCCACAAGAAUGGUCGAGACUGGUCGUAUCACAUCGAACGAGAGCGACCCGGCAAUGCCGAGCCCAUUGACAUCAGGCAAUUUUUCUAAGAUUGCAUUCCAGGAGUUUCCCCACGCCCCAUCUAUUCGUUUCAAUCACUCAAAUCAUGUGAUAUGCUUCGACAGUAACGAUGCCACCACCGAACUACCUACAUCAGCCAUCUCAUUUGCCAGGAUAGCCCUCCCUCUGUAUAUUCUUCUCUCUUUUUUUUUACAUCCUGGUGCUGGUGCCACUUUCUCUAUCAUGUCUUUUUUUGAGUUUAUACCACCAUGUUUACAACCCGGCGAACGGAAAGGAU